Messenger RNA from Pyricularia oryzae 70-15, 456 nucleotides. RefSeq lists its product as uncharacterized. Lineage: Eukaryota; Fungi; Ascomycota; Sordariomycetes; Magnaporthales; Pyriculariaceae. The transcript has 2 exons. The record is from RefSeq and is a predicted model, not a curated record. Bases 1 to 456 code for a protein of 151 amino acids. Gene Ontology annotation, biological process: circadian rhythm; regulation of DNA-templated transcription. Gene Ontology annotation, cellular component: cytoplasm; nucleus.
AUGAUCGAGUACAAGACUGUGCGGCUCAACCGUCUGGAUCCAGUUGAACUGCCCCCGGCGGCAUCGUUCGUACCGCCCUUCAGCACGAGCUCUUCGGACUCAGAUAUCGAUGAGAGCGAUUUAUUGGAGUCGGAGGAGGGGCAGGAUGCGGAACUCUACUCCGCGUAUCCCGAAGGGCAAGAUCUCUCACAGAGUGAUGAGGAGGAUGAGGCUGAGUCGGAUGAUGUCGGCAUCCUACAGAUCGGAGGUACUGGAAACAGCAAGAAUAAGCCAGGCAAGAAGGUAUCUGUGAACAGGCAGCAGGGCCUAGACAUGCACCUGCGCAGCGGGCUGGUGAGGCGCCCGCAGACCGAUAUCAGCAACGGCCCUUCGAAGCAGCCCGACGCCAGGACGCAAAGUUCCGUGGCCACGGCUGGCAGGGCCGAAAGCGGGUACAACAGCAGCUUGGAGGAUUGA